Messenger RNA from Phaeodactylum tricornutum CCAP 1055/1, 850 nucleotides. RefSeq lists its product with no specific name. NCBI's taxonomy places the organism in Eukaryota, Bacillariophyta, Bacillariophyceae, Surirellales, Neidiaceae. The record is from RefSeq and is a predicted model, not a curated record. The transcript is spliced from 3 exons. Bases 1 to 741 code for a protein of 246 amino acids.
AUGGCGGCCAACUUACGCUUCUUGAUGUCAUCGGUAAUUGUCUGCAUGAUAAAGUCUUCGCUCUCGAUAGUGACAGCCAGGGACCUGAAUGCUGAAGAUUAUGAUGAUCUUUCGCAAGGGAUUACCAACGCUACUUUCUUGGACGAGGAAGAGGAUGAAACGCGGUUGUGGAAAGCGCACGGAUGGCUCAUGGCCGCGGCCUGGGGUGUAAUGGUACCGCUCGCUGUCGGUGCCAGUCUCCUGCGAUCCUGGUUGCCAGAAGGACUAUGGUUUCGUCUGCAUCUAGCAUUGAAUGCGAUUGCCAUGUUUUGUGUGUUUGCUGGUUUCGGUAUCGCGGUGCAUGUCUUCAGCGACAAUAACGAGAAACAUUUCGUGGAAUUCCAACACAGAAAGAUGGAUCUGGUUGUCUUUUUGUUGGCCGUUUUGCAGCUCGUGGGGGUUAUUGUCCGACCGGGAUUACCCAAACCAAAUCCCAGUGAUGCAACCACAUCCGUUCCAGAUAACAUUGAUACUGUUGGCAAAGAGGAGACCCUGCCAAUGCCCCCAACCAAGAAGAGCCUGUUCCGGUCGAUUUGGGAAUACACACAUCGAGUCUUGGGCAUUGGAGGUCUCGCCCUCGCGUGGUGGACUUGUUACCCUUUGUUUACAAUUUACACGGCAGCCUUUUGGGGUGUCACUGGUGGACUAGCUAGCGUAAUUGCCAUUUUGACCGUUUUUGCCAAGUUUGGUGGCUCAAAGUGAGGUCCCUAUUGCCCUUGGGAAUCUAUGCCUCUGAGGCCAAGUUUGUUGAGCGAGGAACGCGUCACGGCUGUUCCGGGCCUUGGUAUUUUCUCCCUCAUUGUGGAACAUU